Molecule: messenger RNA, 678 nt
Organism: Capronia epimyces CBS 606.96
Lineage: Eukaryota; Fungi; Ascomycota; Eurotiomycetes; Chaetothyriales; Herpotrichiellaceae
Exons: 3
Coding region: 1-678 (225 amino acids)
Source: RefSeq, a predicted model, not a curated record
AUGAAAACCACAUUGGUGGUUCUGGCUUUGGCUGCUGCCUCACAGGCCGUCCGUGUGCCUCUGUGCUCGGCCAUCUGCAUGACCAACGGCAUUGCCGCCACAGGAUGCUCUGCCAGCGACACGGCUUGUAUCUGCACAUCGGAAAAGUUCUUCCCAACUGUCGCAGAAUGUGCUGAGGCCGACUGCAAUGCGGACAAGUCAGUUAUUGAUACCGCCGAAGCCUUUUGUGCCAAUGCCGGCAUUCAUGUCGAGGUGAAGAGAUGGGGUGGUGGGGGCCCUGGCCACGGUCCUCCUGGCCACGCCUUCGGUCCUGAAGGCCAUGAGUUUGGUCGUGGUGGCCGCUGGAGAGGUGGCCGCUGGAGACAAGGUGGGAAAGGGUACAAAGGAGGAAAAUGGGAAGGUUUCCAAGGUUGGUGGGGUGGUGGAGAGGAAAAGGGCUCGCCCGCACCACCUGUGAAGGGUGGUUCAUCUGACAGCACGACUGGAGGUUCAUCGGGAGGUCCACCUUCCGACUGGGAAGACUGGUCUUCUGGAGGAGGACGUCCACACUGGGGUGACCAUGGCAAUCCAUGGGAACCUCCCCACGAAGGAGGCAACCCACCUCACACACCGACAUCUCCAGACCAGCACCAUCCUCACCCUACUGGACCUUGGGAGCCGCCGACGACUGUCGUCUGA